Messenger RNA from Rhea pennata, 480 nucleotides. RefSeq names its product transmembrane protein 258 (gene TMEM258). The record is from RefSeq and is a predicted model, not a curated record. The transcript is spliced from 4 exons. Lineage: Eukaryota; Metazoa; Chordata; Aves; Rheiformes; Rheidae. Gene Ontology annotation, biological process: protein N-linked glycosylation. Bases 87 to 326 code for a protein of 79 amino acids. Gene Ontology annotation, cellular component: membrane-bounded organelle.
UCCGGCGGGAGAGGGGGCAGAGAAACAGCGGGAGUGGCGGCAACGUGUAUUUGAGCUGCUGGGAGCAGUGUUGCGGGGAGAGGGUUAUGGAGCUGGAAACCAUGAGCAGAUACACCAGCCCGGUGAACCCGGCCGUGUUCCCACACCUUACUGUGGUGCUCCUCGCCAUUGGCAUGUUCUUCACUGCCUGGUUCUUCGUUUAUGAGGUGACAUCUACCAAGUACACACGAGACAUCUACAAGGAACUGCUGAUCUCCCUGGUGGCCUCGCUGUUCAUGGGCUUUGGGGUCCUGUUCCUGCUGUUGUGGGUCGGUAUCUACGUGUGAGGCCUGACCAAAGGAUCUCAGGUGGGAAGCCUCGCAGAAGCUCUUUAUGUUUCUUUUAUAUGUCAACAACAAAGCCUAUAUGGACUGUGCUCCUGUCAGGUGACUUCUGCCAGCACAACAAGCCAAAACUAAAUAAAACUUAUUCUGCGAUCUA